This is a messenger RNA of Aethina tumida (small hive beetle), 8294 nucleotides long. RefSeq names its product small subunit processome component 20 homolog. Gene Ontology annotation, cellular component: 90S preribosome; small-subunit processome; nucleolus. The record is from RefSeq and is a predicted model, not a curated record. The transcript is spliced from 10 exons. The coding region runs from base 47 to 8212 and encodes 2721 amino acids. NCBI's taxonomy places the organism in Eukaryota, Metazoa, Arthropoda, Insecta, Coleoptera, Nitidulidae.
GUUUUUAGGUUACAGAGUUAUGUUUAUAUUGUGAAUGUUAUAAAAAAUGAAGAAUAAAUCGGCCCGGCAUAAAAAUGAGAACACAUUCAAGUUUCAACCGUUUUCGGAAAGAAUCGCUAACAUUGAUGUUGACGUUUUCCACCGCGUGGAACAUGAAUAUGAAACUGAAUCGGAAGAAAAUGAAUGUUAUUUUUAUCGUGCAAUUGAGAAAUGGAGUGUCUUAAAUUUAACCGAGGGCUAUACAAUUUUUUGUAGAGAAAUCAAACCUCGAAAUGCUAUAACAUUACCCCUUUUAAUUAACUGUCAAGAACACAUAAUUGAAACUUUACUUAAACAUCUAAAAUUAAAAGAUCCUUUAUACAUUCAGCCAUUAUUAGAUAUCACAGUGGCAGUUGCAAAAGAUUUGCAAAAAGACUUUUAUGUUUAUUAUCCAAAAUUUUUGGAAGUGCUCAUAGAACUUUUACAUACGAAAGACACAGAUCAAUUAGAAUAUACUUUUACAUGUUUGGCAUAUUUGUUUAAAAUAUUAUGGAGACCCUUAAUAAAGGAUAUCAAUUCAGUGUUUGUGGCUUUGCUACCUCUGCUGUCAGAUUCCCAGCCUGAUUAUGUUAAUAAUUUUGCUGCUGAAAGUUUCGCGUUUGUUGCUAGGAAAGUUAAGGACAAAAGAGGAUUUUUAAAUUUGUUAUUAAAAGCUGUAAAAAACCAAAAUGAUGGAGUUGUUGGUUGUGGAAUGUUACUAUUUGAAGUUAUUCAUGGAAUUGAUGGGCAAUUUCAUAGUACAGCAACAACAAUGUUACCAUUUCUACUUGAGUCAUUAUCUGAUGAAAAAUUACCUACAAAUAUUCUGUUUGAAAUAUUGGAACAAGUUAUUAAAAAUAUAGUAUUGAAUAUACAUUAUCAAAAGACUGAGCUAUUAUGGACUACAUUUUUGGCACAAAUUGAGAAAUUGAAUACACAAUACAUCAGGUCAAAAGAAGGGAGACUUUCUGAAAACCUAGAACAAUUAUUGAAACUUUUGGGCCAAACUAUUGAAUAUAAAAAUGGUAAAUUAUUGCAAAAUGUGGUCCCAGUUGUGCAAUUACUAGUAACAUUGCUAGACAAUGAAUUUCCUGAAUCCACAAUGAAAAUUAUUGUACAAAUCAGCAUUUCAUUGGUUUUGUGUAAGAAUAUAAAAUUACCACAAGAACACAAUUCCAGUAUAAUAAGAAAAGUUCUGUCAAUAAACAACAGAAAGUUGCUGUUAUAUUAUGUGGACAAUGUAAAUGACUGUUUGUCAUUUGAUUUGAAUAUUUUACCGUUUUUCCUCAAGUUUUGUUUGAGUAAUAAUUUUGAUGAUGAUUGUUUUCAUGUUUUAACAAAAUUGUGCUUAAAAAAAUCUAAACUAUGUGAAAAUGGCAUUGAAUAUUUGAAUUGGAAACCAUAUUCUUUAGAUUUUGGUACCAAAGUUACCAAUAAUAAAGUAUUUGAAUUCUUAGAAAAAAAUAUCAAUAUUGAAGAUAUUGAUAAGUUAUUGGAGAACUUUGACAAUUAUUUUUGUUCAUUGGUUUGUUUACCACACAUAGUAAACAGUACAGAAACCAACAACAUAAUGAAUAUACUGGACAAUAAUUUAAAGUUGUUAAUCAAAAAAAUUAAAAUAAAUAUGGAAGAUAAGAGUCAGUUAAAGAAAGUGACAUUUCUACUUCAAAUCACUUUGGAGUGUUCAGGGCAUUUUGGAAAGAGCUUAUAUUUAAUUGACAACAUUGAAGAGAAUCUUGAUAUUUUAUUACCAAUAGUUACAGAAUUAUCGCAAAUUGGUGUUUUAAAAUGUUUAAGUUUGCUUAUAGCAAUCUUAAAGGAUGAAAAAAAUGUUAUUAAUCUUGGUAUAUUGCAAAAAAUCAAUAAACAUAUGGAAGUCAACUUCAAUUCACCAUAUCAUGAGAUGAGAUUAUUAACAACUCACAUCUACACUUUCUUUGAAGCAAUUCCCGAAUUCAAAUUGAAACAUUCAGAUGAUCCAGAGGUUCCAGUAGAAGAUUUCAAAGUGUUUUCACUUUGUUACCGAACCGAAUCGAUUGAUCCCCAAGUUGAUACUUAUAGAGAUCAGCUUCUGGCUUUGGAAAAAUUGAAUUUUGGUAAACCACAGAUGAUCAUGUGCAACCAAACCGAAUUUAAGACCAUACCUUUAAGAUACUUAUGUGGUUGCAGUUACAUGAAUUUCCAGCUUUUGUGGGAUCCGAUAUCUAAAAUGGUCGAGACACACGCUCAUGGUUUGGAAAUAAACACGUUUUGGCAAAUUUUCGGAAAUGAAUUGAAAUCUGUUAAUCAGAACAUCGACGAGCAACAGGUGGUCAAUACCAUUGAUGUUAUUCAAACGAAGUGUGACUUUUUGGGAGACUUAUAUCAAGACUCUCAGAAAAUAAUAUCUAAACCGGAUUUUAUUAAUCAUCGAUUAUUACUGUGGAAAUCUAUGACCGAGUUUGCUGAUAUUGCCGAAGCUAAAACUCGAGACGUUGCUGAAUUGUUAUUAAAUUUUAUCGAAAAAGAAUAUUCUAAGUCGAAUGCGGAAUUGGGACUUACGUGUAGCAUUAAACAAAACGCGAAAGUCGAAGUUGAAGAAGAAAUCGAAGAAAAUUCAGACGAAAUUAAGAAUACGAAAACGAAAGGGAACGCCAGAACCAAUUUAAAAUCUUUACUGCAUAUGUUAACAGUUUUUUCAAAAGUGAAAAGCCCUAAGUCAAUGUAUAGAGAACCGGAUUUGUAUAAACUUUACUUUGAACUAUUGCAACACCAUAACGCGGAAGUGCAAAAAGCCGCCCUUGACUGCAUAAUGACCUACAAAUUUAAAUAUUUAACACCAUACAAAGAAAACUUGUAUAAUUUAAUAGACGAGAAAAAUUUCAAGAGCGAAAUUACUGCUUUUAGAAUUGACAAAGAUAGCACCGUAGUUUUGACUGAACACAGAGAAAAUCUGGUUCCAAUAGUCAUGCAGAUUGUGUUUAGUAAAAUGCACGUUAAAACUGGUUUGAGAACUGGAGGCAAAGCUUCAGGACAACACAGAAGAAAUCUUGUGUUCAGAUUUUUGGCUGGCUGCCAAGAAAACGAAAUGUUGAAUUUCGUGCAAAAGUCUUUCAGGAAUUAUUUGCAAUACUUGAAAGAAGAUCCACAAGAGAUGUGUAGUUCUAUUGUCAAGAAUGUGGAAUUGGAGAAGUUCAUUCCACCCAAACGACUUCAAAGUACUUUAAAUCUGCUGAACGUUGUUUUAGAACAAUUCGGUGGAUUAAUGGGAAAUGAAACUCUAAAUUUUCUUUUAAAUAUAAUUAUGACAAUAGGAUCGUUUGUGAAAUCCGCAUUCGACAAAUUUACCGAAGUGCACGUCGGCUACUUUUCAAUGUUGAAAACCGCGAGGGCCACGUCAAUAAAACUGAUUGAAAGAUUUUUUGAACACUUCGACAGAUUUCCAUGGACUAGUCAACAAAUUAAUGCCAUUUUUGAUGUUUUUGUUUGGCCUUACUUGGAAAAAUUAAACAUCGAAGGUAUUCAUAGUCCAACUGCUUUGCUCAAAUUAAUUUGUCAAUGGGGAUCAAAUCCUAGAUAUUUCUCAUUGUUAGUAAAGCACGAAGAAAAUAAUGAAACGCAGUUUAUUUUACCGCAUGUCGUAAAUCUUUUGGUCAAUGUUAAAAGUCACGGUUCAGUGGUGAAUACAAUUUUAGAAAUGGUGGAGAAACUGUUAAGUUUGCAGCCAGAUGAAGAGGAUAUGGAAAACCAAAUACCCGUGGAGCAUUUACUUCCCGUUGCGCAAAAUAUCCUAGAUAGAAUUUCACAGAACGACAAAUUGAAUUACGGAAGUUGUAUUUUACUGCCUCACGUUCCGAUAAUCUUGCAAAUCAUCAAGAGGAAAUUAGAAGGCAAGAACAAAAGCUUAAAUACAAGAGAACUAUUCAUUUUAUCAAGAAUAUCUGAACUGGUUUGGGAAGCUGAUAUUAGCGACACAAUACUACGUUUAUUGCUGCCUGUUGUGUUGAAGAAGAGCAAUUCAGGUGAAGAAGUACUGCAACAAUUUCUCAACACCAUCAAGAAUCUAGUCAAUAACAUUUCUGACCCAAGUGUACAUUUAAAACAAAUAUCUCCGUUGUUUGGAGAUAUAUCUUUUCCCUCUUGUCGUAAAAUUUUAAUCAACGUUCUUAGAAUUAUAACUAGUAAGUGUGACAACGAAAAACUGAAAACGUCGGUUCAUUUAAUCGAAGAUUUGAACUCAUGGGAUGCGAAGUGGAUAGAUCAACCUGAUUUUGAGAAAAGACACAAUGCUUUCCUGGAGGUACAAUCAUACAUUGAAUCAAACGAAAUUGAUCUAAGUUUAGGAAUUCUUCUAAUUUAUAACAGUUUGUUUCUGGUGAAAAAUGAAAGAGACUUAUCCUUAAGAGAAAACUCUUCACAUUUGCUGAAAACGUUAUGUCCAGUUUUGAUUAAACAGCACUCGCACCCUAAAGAGGUGGAGUACAUUUUGAACGAUACCAUUUUUAAUGCAAUUAGGGCCGGAUUUAAAAGCAAAAAUGAUGAUUAUCGCUAUCUCUGCAUAUCUUUAUUAGGUCAUUUAUCCAGAGAAUGUCCGAACAGUCAUUUUAUUCUUAGAGAUUUGAAUAAAUACACCAAUAAAGCAGAUUUGGAAGUAGAUAUGUUCGAAAACUUGACACAUUUACAAAUUCACAGACAUGCAAGAGCAUUACUUCGUUUCUGUCAAAUUACAAAAGAACAAGUUGUAUCGCAGAAUCCCAGAAGUUUAACGCAAUUUAUUUUACCACUUGCAACGUUUUAUCUAUGCUCAGAGAAAUUCGCGGGCAAAAACAGUAUUAUUGACGCUGCGAUUGAGGCAAUAGGAACAGUUUGCAGGAUUUUACCCUGGCAUCAAUAUGAGGGUUUACUAAAGUUCUACUUGAACAAAUUAAGGGGAAAGAUCGAAUAUCAAAAGCAGUUAGUGAGGUUGACUGUUGCCAUUUUAGACUCGUUUCAUUUUGAUUUAACAAAAGGACAUAUUGAAGAAUCGAAAGAUAAAUCGAGGCAGGAAGAAACUUCCGAAAUAAAAACGGACGAAGUAAACGUUGAAACAAAGUUGGAGCAAGAAGAAAUUACCGGUAUUAAGGCAAGCGAAACAAACGUUGAAAAUGAAGAAUCAGAUAUUGAUGAAGAAUUGAUGAUUGAAGAGGGAACUAUUCAAGAUCAAGAAGAUGAAGAGGAGGGAGAACAAAAUGCGAAACCAUAUGAAAAAAUUACAGUUUUGUGCAAAUCUACAGCCACGAGGGUUAUACAAACGAUUCAGAUGGUUUUACUGCCACAACUCCAUAAAUCUUUGGCGUUUUUAACUCAACACGAUAGCUCUCAUAAAGUGAAUCGUAAGAAAACUGGUUUUGAAAGGGAAGAGGAGGACUUAUUGAGGGUACCCAUUUCUUUGGCUGUUGUAAAAUUGUUGCAAAGGUUGCCAAAGCAAAUCAUGGAGAUUAAUUUACCUGGGGUGUUUAUGAAACUAUGUACAUUUCUGAAGUCCCAAAUGGAGAGCGUGAGAAGAGUGGCAAGAGAAACUCUGCAAAAAAUCAUGACAACAUUAGGACCAAAAUAUUUAUCUAUACUAUUAGGAGAAAUGGCACCUCUUUUGUCCAGAGGAUUCCAUGCUCACGUUCUGGUUUUUACCACGCACGGAGUUUUGAGUUGUCUUAAGGAAUAUUAUGAACCAACUGAUAUUGAUAAAGUUCUUCUGACAGUGGUUGAUUUAUGUAAAGCAGAUUUGUUCGGACAACUAGCGGAAGAAAAGGAAGUGUCUAAAAUUGUCGUCAAAACCUCAGAAGCAAAAUCGACUAAAAGUUUCGAUACCUUCCAAAUUUUGGCACAAUUUAUAACAGAAAAAUGUUUGAUGGAUUUGAUCCUUCCAAUAAAAAAUGUAUUAGAAACUACACAUUCUUUUAAAACCGUCCACAAAGCCCAAGAAUCUUUAAGGUACAUUUCUUUGGGACUUGUGGACAAUACUUUUAUUUCUUUGGAGUCUUUACUCAAAUUCGCUUAUGGCACUGCUUCGGAGAGGAUUCCACAAUUAGCACCAGCAAAGAAACCAAAACUAACAGAAAAGGAGCGCGAACUCAAACAACGAACGCGAGAAGAUUGUUUAAUCAUCCCUGAAAUGCCGAAAAGUCGAACGGCCUUCAGGGAAAACAGCGUAAAGUCUUCUUCGUCGGUAAACGCACAUUUGAUUGUUGAAUUUGGCCUUAGACUCUGUUUUUCUAUGUUGAAACGUGAGAAAAUCAAAGAUGAACAAUAUAAAUCGUUUGUUGAUCCUUUUGUUAGCAUUUUUGUCAAAUGUUUGAAAUCAAAACAUGUUAAGUUGUGUACAUUGACGUUACAAUGUUUGAGUUGGUUAUUGAAAUACGAUUUGCCAUCAAUGAAAGAGAACGUCAAAAUAAUCGCAAAGGAAAUGUUUGGUAUCUUACAUAAAUACGCCGCAGCAGGUCUGAGCAAAGGUGACAACUUCGAUUUAGUUGUUGCAACUUUUAAGGCAAUGUCUGUCUUGGUCCGAGAUGUCAAACACUACACUGUAGAUACCAAGCAAUUAAAAGCAUUGCUCUUGUAUGCGGAACAAGACAUGCAUGAUCACAAUCGCCAGGCCACCGCUUUCAAUCUUCUAAAAGCGAUAAUCGCUCGGAAGCUGAUAGUUCCUGAAAUCCACGAAGUGAUGAGUAAAGUGGCGGAGUUGAGCAUUACUUCGGAGUUGGAUCAUGUCAGAUCGCAAGCACGGAUGGUUUUUCAUCAGUUUCUGAUGGAUUAUCCCAUGGGAUCCAGACUCGAGACGCAUUUAGGCUUUUAUGUUUCUCAGAUGAGCUACGAAAUGCAAUAUGGUCGGGAAUCAGCGAUCGAGAUGGUCCAGACAUUGAUACAUUCAUUUCCAAUUGGUAUUUUGAAAGAUCAUUCAGGCAUGUUGCUGGUAACUUUGGGGGCUCGACUUGUAAACGAUGAGGUACCCGAGUGUCGCAAAAAAAUUGCAAAUUGUAUAAUUUCGAUGUUAAGCAAAUUGCCCAAGCCAGAACGGCAACCUUUAUUUGAAAUAGUAUCUGUUUGGUUAAGUGAGAAACAUACGGGUCAUCGACGAUUGGCAGCUCAGCUGUGUGGAUUUUUUGUUACCGUAGAAAAAGAAGACUUCGAAUCUCGAUUAAAUGGUCUUAUGCCGUUGAUAAUGAAGCAGUUUGGACUGGACGAAUCAGUGGGUAAAUUCGUAAAAAUUAAUAAACCUAAAGAAGAUAAAGAUACGGAGGAACACCAAAGAGUCAAUGACCAUCAUCUUUUCCAAGUAUAUCAGUUAUUACUGAAGAUUUGUUCACAAUGUCCGUCCUUUUUGAAAAGAAAGGACGACAUUGAAAAUCUAGCUAUCCAUACACAGAAAAUGUUGGCAUAUCCUCACGAUUGGGUCAGACUGGCAGCUGCACAAUUUUUGGGUUUCGUCCUGUCUACAAUGGAUAUUGAUCAGUUGGCCAAUUUAUUGGCUAAUAAUGAAAGUCUGAAUGAAGGAUACCUGUGUAAAGAUCCAAUCAAUUCGGUUAAAUCUUUAACUUUAGACCUGUGUGAUCAACUUAUGCCGGGAGGUGUAAAAAGCGAUUUGGCGGAACAAGUUAUUAAAAAUUUAGUAUUCAUAGCUCGAGUUUUACAAAAAGUUCGUAUUAAAGAUCAAGAACACGACCAGAAAAUAAACCUCGUUUGGCUUACGAAACGUAUGCGAAAAAUCGUCAACAGCGAAAUAGUAGAGAACGCCUCAAACACAGUGUUAAGAAACGAAGUAUUCAAGUGGAUCGCGGGCGUUACUACAGCUCUAGAACUCGACAAUAUCCGUCCAGUUGUGCACCAUUUGCUCGCACCUUUGGUACGGGAAAUGAUAACGACUGAAGAAAAGAACGCGCCACUUCGCCAAUUGGCCAAAGAAGUGGCAAAUUUAUUGAAGAAAAAAUUUGGGAUGGAGGAGUACACGAAAACACUUAGCAAUUUACAACAGACGCUGUCUGUGAAACGGGCCGAAAGGAAACGGGCUAGGACCCAACUGGCAGUCACCGAUCCCGAAAUGUUUGCAAAGAAGAAAAUUAAAAGACACGAGAAAAAGAAGGAAUCGAAAAAGAGGAAGAUUGCGGAAAUGAAGGGGAAACCCAAGACUUUUAAGAAGAGAAAAACUGUUGAUUUGGAAGAUAAUUCCGAGUGCAUGUAAAAUGAAAAUUAUUUUUAGUACAAAUUGUGAUAAAUUAUUUUUGUUAGUUACACAUAAAUAAAAGUUAAUUGAUUACAAUUUA